CUAAGAGGUAGCAUUUUUAAUGUUUGCUUAGGUACAGUAGUUUCUGUGGAAAUAAUAACGCCGAAUAGAAGAAAAAAAAGUAAUAAAUAGAUAAAUUAAAAGUUUUAUGAGUUUUUUCACUGGAAUUAUGCUCAAUAGCACAGCAAAGCAUAUAUUCCACUGUUGUUUACUGAUAUGUGUGAUAUUAUUAUUCGAAUAUAUAUCAGGAGUAUUCAAUUGGGAUGUCGAAAACCAAAUAAAUCCAUGGGAACUAUAUGGCUACCUUGGUACAACAAUAUUAUACUCACUAAGAUUAUUAACACUAUUAUCUCUUCCUCAAAUUAUCUUCAACUUUCUUGGCCUAACAUUGUAUAAUGCAUUUCCUGACAAAGUUGUCCUUCAAGGAUCACCAUUCAUUGCUCCAUUUAUCUGCAUCCGAAUAGUGACUCGUGGUGAUUAUCCACAGCUUGUUAAGACAAAUGUGAAGAGAAAUUUAGAUAAAUGCCUUGAAGAAGGUUUAGAAAAUUUUCAAAUUGAAGUUGUGAGUGAUAAACCAAUAAAUAUAAUGUCACAUCGACGAAUAAGAGAAUUAGUUGUACCAUCAAACUACAGAACAAAAAGUGGUGCUUUGUUUAAAGCACGAGCUUUGCAAUAUUGUCUUGAAAAUUCAGUAAAUGAAUUAGCAGAUCAUGAUUGGAUUGUUCAUCUAGAUGAAGAGACUUUAUUAACAGGCAAUUCAGUAAGAGGCAUUUUAAAUUUUGUAUUAGAUGGGAAGCAUCAAUUUGGUCAAGGAUUAAUUACUUAUGCUAAUGAAGAUGUUGUCAACUGGAUCACAACAUUGGCUGAUAGCUUUAGAGUUGCUGAUGACAUGGGAAAAUUAAGGUUUCAAUUUUAUAUGUUUCAUAAACCAUUAUUCAGCAUGAAAGGAUCAUUUGUUGUUACUCAGAUGGGAGCUGAAAGACAAGUGUCAUUUGAUAAUGGUAUGGAUGGUUCAGUAGCAGAGGAUUGUUUUUUUGCUAUGAAAGCUUAUAGUCAAGGAUAUACAUUUAAUUUUAUCGAAGGAGAAAUGUGGGAAAAAUCACCUUUUACUCUAUGGGAUUUUGUACAACAACGUAAACGUUGGCUCCAAGGUAUUUUACUUGUUGUUCAUUCGAAAGCAAUUCCAUUCAAGAAAAAAAUCAUGCUAGCUAUUUCUUGUUAUUCAUGGGUUACUUUACCACUAUCAACAUCGAACAUUAUUCUUGCUGGAUUAUGUCCAAUUAAUUGUCCACGAUUGAUGGACAUGACGUGUGCCUUUAUUGGUGCAAUAAGCAUCUAUAUGUAUGUCUUUGGUGUUAUUAAAUCAUUUUCACUUUAUCGAUUUGGUUUAGCUCGUUAUAUCAUAUGUAUUUGUGGUGCACUAGCGACAAUUCCUUUUAAUUUGAUUAUCGAAAAUAUUGCUGUUAUUUGGGGUAUUUUUGGUAAAAAGCACAAAUUUUAUGUCGUUAGUAAGGAAUUAAGACCUCCUGUUAUUACAGUUUAGAAAAAAUUAAAAUAUUUUAUAGCUUUUUUUUAAACAUUCUUUUUUCCAUUAAUGCACGAAAGAUAAUCUCUAUUAUUUUUUUAUUCAUCAAGUACAAUUGAUAACAUUAUGAUUAAUGGUCAAGUACCUGUAACUCAAUUUAUUAAGAUCUGUUGUAAUAUAUAUUUUGAAUCAUUUAAAUUAAUUAACUUUUGUAAAGUAAAUUUAUGUUAAAAAAUAAGAUCUGAAUAAUUUGAAAUGCUGAAUGACAAUCGAGGAAUGAUCUAGAGAAGAGAAAGUUGUUUAAUAUCAUGAUAAAUAUUUUAUUAAGUUAAUUAGCGUUGUGCCAUGUAAUAAUUAUUUUUUUUUUUUUCAAUAUAGCAAAAAAUUUAUUCUUGAAAUAUAUACAAAUAAUAGAACUCAUUUUUUUAUUAUCUAGUCAAUACAGUGCUUAUUAAUGAAUCAAAUGUAAAGAUUAAAAUAUUAAUCAUCACAAUAAUAAACUUCCAGUUUAAAUAUUUUGCAUAUUAAUUAAUAGAUUUUUAGUACAGUAUUUACA
This is a messenger RNA of Chelonus insularis, 2039 nucleotides long. It is a transcript of the gene egh, whose product is annotated as beta-1,4-mannosyltransferase egh. Lineage: Eukaryota; Metazoa; Arthropoda; Insecta; Hymenoptera; Braconidae. The record is from RefSeq and is a predicted model, not a curated record. Gene Ontology annotation, molecular function: beta-1,4-mannosyltransferase activity. Gene Ontology annotation, cellular component: cytoplasm. The transcript has 3 exons. The coding region runs from base 107 to 1501 and encodes 464 amino acids.